ACAUCAUCCUCUGUGUUAAUUUCCACACUCAGAAAAACCGUUGUUGUUGCUCUGAUCAAGCGAUGUCUGCCACCGAAGAAGUCGUUGCUCCGGCCGUGGAGGCCCCGCCGGCGACUGAAGAACCCAGCAAGUCUGAAGAGAAGCCGGCGAGGGAGAAGAAGCUGAAGGAUCUGAAAGAGAAGAAGCCUAGACAGACCAAAACCAAACCCAAGACCGCUCCUCAUCCUCCUUAUUUUCAGAUGAUCAAGGAGGCACUGUUGGCUCUGAACGAGAAGAGCGGAUCGAGCCCAUACGCCAUAGCCAAGUACAUGGAGGAGAAUCACAAGGCGCUUCCGGUCAAUUUCAAGAAGACUCUGGCUUUGCAGCUGAAAAACUCGGAGGCCAGAGGGAAGCUGGUCAAGGUCAAGGCGUCCUACAAGUUGUCUGAGGCAGGGAAGAAGGACAAGAGCACAGGGAAAAGAACAACUCGAGCAUCUUCCAAGCCCAAGGAGGAGGAGAAUAAGAAGACUAAGUCUACUAGGACCAAGACUAAGACUAAGGCAGCUGCUGCUCCGAAGAAGAAGCAGGUUAAGAAGAACAAGAAAUCGAGCGCUGCAAAGCCGAAGCAGCCCAAGUCGAUCAAGAGCCCGGCUGCUAAGAAAGCCAAGAAAGCUGCUGCUUGAAGCACGUGAGAAGUUUGUGGGAAGUUUGUAUAGAAGUCUAGGGCUAAUAAGUUGAGGAAGGCUAAUGGGUUUUUGUGUUUUAGAACUGUUGCUCUGUUUCUCUUUUGGGAAUGUGAAAUGUUCAGGUUAUGAGUUGUUCUGGGUCUCUGUAAUCUGAUAGCUUUUGGGUUUAUGAUGGAAGGAAACUGACUUUUGCUAAUUGUGCAUUUUGUGGUUGGGUGAUUUAGGUUUAAGUUCAGUCUUUUCCAUAUUUGCUGAAUAUCAUAAGCCUAAUGAAUUCUGAUG
Fragaria vesca subsp. vesca is the source of this 947-nucleotide messenger RNA. RefSeq names its product histone H1-like. NCBI's taxonomy places the organism in Eukaryota, Viridiplantae, Streptophyta, Magnoliopsida, Rosales, Rosaceae. The record is from RefSeq and is a predicted model, not a curated record. Gene Ontology annotation, molecular function: double-stranded DNA binding; structural constituent of chromatin; nucleosomal DNA binding. Gene Ontology annotation, biological process: negative regulation of DNA recombination; chromosome condensation; nucleosome assembly. The coding region runs from base 63 to 662 and encodes 199 amino acids. Gene Ontology annotation, cellular component: nucleus; nucleosome. The transcript is spliced from 2 exons.